Molecule: messenger RNA, 850 nt
Organism: Epinephelus lanceolatus (giant grouper)
Lineage: Eukaryota; Metazoa; Chordata; Actinopteri; Perciformes; Serranidae
Source: RefSeq, a predicted model, not a curated record
UUUCACAAUGGAGUAAUUUAUCCUUUCAGCGUAGACUAUCUGUGUAUCAUAACAGGUUGCCGCUAUGUGACGUCCCCCAAGGACGUUAAACUGGUUAAACUUCAACUGAAGAGGACAGGUCUAGGUGUAUGUUCAUAUUCUCCGGGCAGCAUCCCCACAGCAGCUGGAGGACGGAGAAAGAGGAAGUGCAGACGAGGAGAUUUAACUUGGAGCAGUGAAAGGAAUGAAGAUAUACUGGCCAAAGCAAUGACGUAGAUGAUAAGUGGGUGAGUUAAGACACACACUGACUACGAGUCCAAUCAGCCCUUCUGCCUCUGAAAUGGAGCAAGAAGCUGCAGCAAGGGAGGGUGCAGACUCACAGCUGAUAUACAGGAUAGAGCGUCCAGUUUAUGAUGAAGGCUUCAUCCGGUCGCAGCUUCUCCACCGCAAAGAAGACUCCACCACCCUCCGACAGAGGCUGGCACAAAAGUUCAGGUGUUCAUCUAAGAAAGCCAAAGCAGCGGCUUUAAGCUGUCUGCCCAUUCUAACAUGGCUGCCAUCCUAUCCAGUCAAGCAGUACCUGUUUUCGGACGUGGUCUCAGGUCUGAGCACAGGAGUUGUGCAGCUCCCUCAAGGUCUGGCCUAUGCUAUGCUGGCUGCUGUGCCUCCAGUUUAUGGUCUGUACUCUUCUUUCUACCCCGUGCUGCUCUACACCUUCUUUGGCACAUCCAGACACAUAUCCAUUGGUUGCCGCUAUGUGACGUCCCCCAAGGACGUUAAACUGGUUAAACUUCAACUGAAGAGGACAGGUCUAGGUGUAUGUUCAUAUUCUCCGGGCAGCAUCCCCACAGCAGCUGGAGGACGGAGGUAA